Messenger RNA from Ictidomys tridecemlineatus (thirteen-lined ground squirrel), 1443 nucleotides. The record is from RefSeq and is a predicted model, not a curated record. Lineage: Eukaryota; Metazoa; Chordata; Mammalia; Rodentia; Sciuridae.
AUGGGGCCGGUGACCUUCGGCCCUGCGCUGUCACUGGACCCAGGCCAGAAGGUUUCCCGGGAAGACUCGGCCUCGCCCCCCGGCGCCGCCAGCGACGCGGAGCCUGGCGACGAGGAGCGGCCGGGGCUGCAGGUGGACUGUGUGGUGUGCGGGGACAAGUCGAGCGGCAAGCAUUACGGCGUCUUCACCUGCGAGGGCUGCAAGAGCUUUUUCAAGCGGAGCAUCCGCCGCAACCUCAGCUACACCUGCCGGUCCAACCGUGACUGCCAAAUCGACCAGCAUCAUCGGAACCAGUGCCAGUACUGCCGCCUCAAGAAGUGCUUCCGGGUGGGCAUGCGGAAGGAGGGUGAGUGGUGCUGGGCUGCGAGGCCUCCCCCGCGGUCGGCCCAGGGGGCUCCUGCCUGCAGCCCCCCCCCUCACCCGCAGCCAGCCCCUCUUCCCAGAGUCCUCCUCGGUGUCUCCCCUGGCCUCAGAGCAGAUCCCCAGCCUGACUCCUUGGUGGCCUCCCUGUCCCUUCUGUGUUUGUGGAUUUGCCACCUCUUCUUUGAGUCCCAGUUUCACGGCUCCCUUCUAGAGUGCUGCCACUUCCACUGGUCCCCAUUCACUCCAGGCCACCUGAAACCCGCUGGGCCCUGCCUCUUCCCCAGCCUGAUGAGUGCCCAUAACUUGAGUCCCUUCCAAAGGAGGCAUCACUGCCUGCUGCACCCCGAGGUCAUGCUGACAGAUGCCUGUGGCCUCUCAGACCCGGCCCACGUGGAGAGCCUGCAGGAGAAGGCACAAGUGGCCCUCACGGAGUACGUGCGGGCCCAGUACCCGUCCCAGCCCCAGCGCUUUGGCCGCCUGCUGCUGCGGCUCCCGGCCUUGCGAGCGGUGCCCGCGUCCCUCAUCUCCCAGCUGUUCUUCAUGCGCCUGGUGGGCAAGACGCCCAUCGAGACUCUGAUCCGGGACAUGCUGCUGUCAGGAAGUACCUUCAACUGGCCCUACUCGGGACAGUGACUGUGGGAGGGCUGGGUGCACACUGGCUGACCUGCAGACCUCAAGGGACACGGAAUGCCGGCCUCGAGGGGCCCAGGGUGAGGGCCCUGGCUUCUCUCCUGAGACACCUAUUUUUUAAAGACUGUGGAAUGUUUGUCUUUCCCGUUUUUUAAAUGAUCAUAAAACCAAAAAGAGACUGAUCUUCCAGGCCCAGCUGGCCCCUCCUGGAACCCUGCCCAAGGAGGGCCCAGGGAUGGAGGGCCCAGUGCUGGGCUUGCCUUGUCCCUCCGCGUCUCGAGCAUGAAUUGCGGGAGGGUGGGGUUGGCCUCCGGGUGAUGUAGGCGAAGGCCUGGCCUCUGGCCUGGAGGGGCAGCUGCAUGUGCAGGCAGCUCCUCCGGACAUGAGGUCCACGUUGGACACUAGGUGACACACAUGAGGCCAAUAAUAAAGCCGUUUCCUACCUGUGUA